Ustilago hordei is the source of this 1344-nucleotide messenger RNA. RefSeq lists its product as uncharacterized. NCBI's taxonomy places the organism in Eukaryota, Fungi, Basidiomycota, Ustilaginomycetes, Ustilaginales, Ustilaginaceae. The transcript has a single exon. Gene Ontology annotation, cellular component: lipid droplet. Gene Ontology annotation, biological process: lipid storage. The coding region runs from base 1 to 1344 and encodes 447 amino acids. The record is from RefSeq and is a predicted model, not a curated record. Gene Ontology annotation, molecular function: lipase activity.
AUGCGUGCAUCACCAGCGAUAGCCUCCUCCCUAUCCCUCCCGCUCACAACCUCUUUUGCAGGAGCACAAACGCUCUGGUGGCCCUCUUCCACCUCCCUACCACCUCGAAUCGUACUUCUAUUCAUCCCUGGCAAUCCCGGUCUGAGUUCGUACUACAUCGAUUUCUUACAUUCCAUCUACAGCUCACCCCUCAUCAAAUCCGGAAUUGAAAUCUUAGCAGUCUCGCAUCGUGGGCAUGCGCCAUUACCCCGUGUUGGAACGAAUCCUAUUUGGGGAGGCAACGCCGCUAAUCAGGAUCAAGCAAGGAAAGGGUAUGGUGUAGGGCUGGCUGAUCAGGUUAGACAUAAGGUUGCUGUUUUAGACUCUCUCAACCGGCACUACAACGGGAGUGGGGAAGGUGGGGAGAGAAAGACGAAGGUGGUUGUGGUCGGUCAUUCAAUAGGAGCUUGGAUAGGGGGGGAGGUGUUAAAAGCGAGGCCUGAGGGUUUGGAUGGAUUGCAUAUGUUGUUUCCGACACUGGCUUGGAUCGGGAGGACGGCAAAUGCUACGAGGUUGAGGUGGGCAUUGAUUAAUCCCGUAUCGCAGAACGCAAUUCUGCCUCUACCUCUCCUCUUCUUCUCGCUACUUCCCUUAUGGUUGCUGGUAUGGAUAAUAAGCUUGGUUACGGGUCAACCGACAGCGGCGAGCUUGGCAACUGCUGAGCUGCUUACGACGCCGGGCGCAGUACAGAAGGCACUCAAUAUGGCUAAAGAGGAAUUCUCCACAGUAACUUCACUUGAACCUUCAACAAUAGACGCAAUUCGCACUUUCACCUCCGACACCUGCGGGGGGAGAGUAAGGAGCUAUUGGGCUGCUGAAGACUCUGAUUCCUGGGCACCCUCCUGGAUUCGAACGCAAGUAGAAACUGAAUUAGGACUGCAACGUGUCAAUCUUCCCCCAUCUUUAAACCUCAGCGGAGGGAAGGAGAGGAGAAAGUCGCAUGUCAGAACCCGGAGCUUCUCCGUGUCGGAACACCGGUCUAGUCCGGGCAGCAUACCCGAUCUACGCAAUGCAAAAGCGAUUCGAAAACCAAUGGGUGAGAUCGUUAUCGAAGCGCAGGUGGUCGAACCUAGCGAUACGGAGGGAGAGGAGAGUGGGUCGGUGGAAAGAAGGAGAGCGGGAGGAGGUAACGGGGAAGCAAAGGGAAUGGAAUAUCAUUAUGGCCGCAACAGAGCUACUAGUACACAUUGUAGAAUUGGGAUGCCUCAUGCAUUUUGUCUGAAGCAUUCGGAGGACAUGGCCAAGAUCAUUGCUAGUUGGAUUGCGCAAGAUCACUUGAGGGAGGAGAACGGUGGGAAGCAGUAA